CAAGCCAAGCCGAGCCGAGCCGAGCCGAGCCGCGCAGCGGCUGCAUUACCGCACAGACCGCAGCCUUUUACCUGAAGAUGGAAGCACACCCGGGGAAGACGUCCGCUGUCAGGGCGAACCACCGAGACGGAUAAAAGGCGCAGAGCUCCGGCCGUUAGGGGGGAGGGGGGGCGGAGCUGGUGUGGGUGUCACGCCGCGUGCGUGCAGGUAAACCGCCGCAGGCAGCCAGAUAGCUUAGCACCAGACGCUAACGUAACCAGCGGGGCGAGUUGGGGUCGGAUGAACUGUUGUCAGACCCGAACGCCCAGCGUGGAUAUUUUUAAUCGAGCGAAUAUUUAACUGUCAUCGCAAAGGACCCGCAAAGCCUCCUUUUUAUUGUUUUCUUGUAUUAUUUUGUUUUGCCCUCGAGGAUAUUGUCGCGGCUGCCGGUGGCGGCAGCUUGAUUGACAGCCCGUCUCAGCGGGUCCUCCAGAUGUGACAGUGACGCUCGGGCGCUUCAUAAGUCAGCCGGCCGCAGGAGCGGCUGCCCGCCGCGAAUGGCUGCCCGUCUGGAAGUCCCGGGCGGACUCUUAGCUCGACCGAACCGCGUCAACGCGCGACCAACGUCCUUCUGGCAGCGAGGCGCCGCCGCCGCCGCCGAAGCGGACACGUUGCUGGCCCGCUAACCGACCGACGUGACACCGAGAGGCGUGACCCGCGCCGCCGCUGCUGUUAAUUAACAUUACUUCACAGUUUAAGUCAUGAAGAGGACGGAGAAUAAGAACAAGAGGAAGCUCUUGGAGCACCAGGACAGCGGCGCAGCGGAGAAAGAUGCGAAGGAGUUUGCGGUUCCAGCCCCCCUCCUCUUCAGGAAGAUGAGCACCCCCGACCUGUCGCCCGCGGCGACCGCUGCCACCAAGUCUAAACUGCACCGACAGCUGAGCCAGGACGAAAGCUGGGCCCGACGCAGCAGCAUGGGCAUGACCGGUAAGCAGUUGCUGCCUCUGUCCAGCAGUCUGCAUGCCGGUGUGAGCCAGCUGGCCUGGCAGGGGCCAUCUGGAGGGCCCGGAGCCAUGAGCGCAAUGUCUACGGGAGGAGAGGGGAACAACCUGGUCCGCAUGAGGAGCCAAAGCUUGGGGCAGUCUGCGCCAUCUCUCACCGGCCUGAAGGAGCUGAGCCUUCCCAGAAGAGGCAGUUUCUGUCGCACGAGCAACAGGAAGAGCCUGAUUGUGACGUCCCAGACCUCUCCCACACUGCCUCGACCACACUCGCCUCUUCAUGGACACACAGGUACCAGCCCACUGGACAGCCCUCGCAACUUCUCCCCCAGCACAGCUGCACACUUCUCCUUUGUUCCUGCGCGCAGUCACGGACACAGGGCUGACAGGACGGAUGGGAGGCGCUGGUCUCUGGCCUCGUUGCCUUCCUCAGGCUAUGGCACCAACACUCCCAGCUCCACUGUCUCAUCCUCCUGUUCAUCUCAGGAGAAGCUGCACCAGCUGCCCUUCCAGCCCACGCCGGACGAGCUGCACUUCCUCACCAAACACUUCAGCUCCGAGAGCAUCACGGACGAGGAGGGACGCCGCUCCCCCGCCAUGAGACCGCGCUCCCGCAGCCUGAGCCCCGGCCGCUCGCCCAUCUCCUUCGACCAUGAGAUCGUGAUGAUGAACCAUGUGUACAAGGAAAGGUUUCCCAAGGCGACGGCUCAAAUGGAGGAGCGUCUGGCCGAGCUGCUUUGCUCCUCGGCCCCGGACAAGGUGUGCCCGCUGGCCGACGGGGUCCUGAGCUUCAUCCACCACCAGCUGACGGAGCUGUCCAGAGACUGCCUGUUGAAAAGCAGAGAGGGCCUCAUCACCUCCCGCUACUUCUACGAGCUCCAGGGGAACCUGGAGAAGCUGCUGCAGGACGCUCACGAGCGCUCAGAGAGUGUGGAGGUCACCUUCGUGACUCAACUCGUCAGGAAGCUGAUGAUCAUCAUCGCCCGGCCAGCGCGUCUGCUGGAGUGUCUGGAGUUUGAUCCUGAGGAGUUCUACCAUUUGUUGGAAGCAGCAGAGGGCCAUGCCAAGGAGGGCCAAGGCAUCAAGUGCGACAUCCCGCGAUACAUCAUCAGCCAGCUGGGCCUCACCAGGGAUCCGCUGGAGGAAAUGGCCCAGCUGAGCAGCUAUGACAGUGGGAACCCAGAAACUCCAGAGACGGACGAUUCAGUGGACGGCCAAGGCACCCCGGUCCCAGCAGCUCCUCCACAGUCUAAAACCAAAGCACCUCGAGAGGAGGACUUUGAAAACAUCAAGCUCAUCAGCAACGGAGCCUACGGCACCGUGUUUCUGGUGCGUCACAAGGAGACCCGGCAGCGUUUCGCCAUGAAGAAGAUCAACAAGCAGAACCUGAUCCUGAGGAACCAGAUCCAGCAGGCCUUCGUGGAACGGGACAUCCUGACGUUUGCCGAGAACCCGUUUGUCGUCUCCAUGUUCUGUUCCUUCGAGACCAGGCGGCACCUGUGCAUGGUGAUGGAGUACGUGGAGGGUGGAGACUGUGCCACGCUGCUGAAGAAUAUUGGAGCUCUGCCGGUGGACAUGGCCCGUAUGUACUUUGCAGAGACGGUCCUCGCGCUAGAGUAUCUUCACAAUUAUGGCAUCGUCCACAGAGACCUCAAACCUGACAAUCUUCUCAUCACCUCCAUGGGACACAUUAAGCUGACAGACUUUGGUCUCUCAAAGAUCGGUUUGAUGAGCUUGACCACAAACCUGUAUGAAGGACACAUAGAGAAAGACGCCAGAGAGUUCCUCGAUAAACAGGUGUGUGGCACCCCAGAGUAUAUCGCCCCGGAGGUGAUUCUGCGUCAGGGCUACGGGAAGCCGGUGGACUGGUGGGCCAUGGGGGUCAUCCUGUACGAGUUCCUGGUGGGCUGUGCUCCGUUCUUCGGAGACACACCGGAGGAGCUGUUCGGUCAGGUCAUCAGCGAUGAAAUCAUCUGGCCGGAGGAGGAAGAAGCUCUUCCUCAGGAAGCUCAGGACCUCAUCUGUAAGCUGCUAAGACAAAAUCCUUUGGAGAGACUUGGCACAGGCAGUGCCUUUGAGGUGAAGCAGCACUCGUUCUUCACAGACCUGGACUGGAACAGCCUGCUGAGGCAGAAAGCCGAGUUCAUUCCGCAGCUGGAGUCUGAGGACGACACCAGCUACUUUGACACUCGUUCCGACCGGUACCACCAUCUAGAUUCAGAGGAAGAGGACGAUACCAACGAUGACGAACAUGUGGAGAUUCGACAGUUCUCCUCCUGCUCGCCUCGUUUCAGCAAGGUGUACAGCAGUAUGGAGCGUCUGUCUCUGCACGAGGACAAGAGGACUCCUCCUCCCACCAAACGCAGCCUCAGUGAGGAAGGAGGAGAUCGCAUCGACAGCCUGUGCGGACUCAAGUCCAGAGAUCGAUCCUGGCUGGUGGGAUCUCCAGAGAUCCUGCGGAAGCGCCUGUCCGUCUCGGAGUCGUCCCACACAGAGAGCGACUCCAGCCCCCCCUUGACCGUUCGGCGGCGCUGCUGUUCAGCGAUCAUUGAGAUGCCCCGCUUCGCCAUCUCCUCCGAGGAAGAGGGAGGUCAAGGUGCAGCUGGAUGCCGUAAGAGUCCCAGCCUGGGUCCGAGUGCAGUGAGGGGCCCGCGAUCUGACGAGCACCCCCUCGCCAUCCCAGAGCUCCCGGUGGAGAGAGAACUGAAGCUGGAUGAGUCUCCCACCACACCGAGCUCCACCUGCAGCCCACUGAGCAAGGCCCCGCUCACAUCGGGUAGUUCAGUCGACGCGAGUGACCGUGGCCUCCGAGUCAACGGCAGUGCCGGCGCGGCUGCUAAAAGUGCAUCCGACAACGACUCUCCGUCCACGCCGAGAGCCAUCAGCGACCUGGCGGCUCGCAGGGCUCGCCAUCGGCUGCUGUCUGGGGAUGCGGACAAACACACAGCGGCGCCGAGCUCCCGACCGCUCAACAAGGUCAUCAAGUCGGCAUCUGCCACCACGCUGUCACUGAUGAUCCCUGCAGACCACCACGGAGCCUCACCAUUGGCCAGCCCGAUGUCGCCCCACUCACUGUCGUCCAACCCGUCAUCGAGGGACUCCUCCCCGAGCCGCGACCUCUCCCCAGCCGUGAACAGCGUCAAGCCCCCCAUGGUGAUCCACAGAGCGGGCAAGAAGUACGGCUUCACCCUGAGAGCCAUCCGAGUGUACAUGGGAGACUCUGACAUCUACACUGUACAUCACAUGGUCUGGCAUGUGGAGGAUGGCGGUCCGGCCCAAGAUGCAGGUCUGAGGGAGGGGGACCUGAUCACCCAAGUUAAUGGAGAGCCGGUUCACGGUCUGGUUCACACAGAGGUGGUGGAGCUGAUACUGAAGAGUGGUGCCAAAGUCUCCAUCUCAGCCACCCCGUUUGAGAACACAACCAUCAAGGUCGGCCCCGCCCGCAAGACGACCAACAAAUCCAAGAUGGCGAGACGAAACAAGAAGACCAAGACCAAGGAGGGACAGGAAAGUAAGAAGAGGACGUCUUUGUUCAGGAAGAUCACCAAGCAGGCGUCGCUCCUCCACACCAGUCGCAGCUUGUCCUCCCUGAACCGCUCCCUCUCCUCUGGGGAGAGCGGCCCCGGCUCGCCGACUCACAAUCUGUCGCCACGGAGCCCGACGCAGGGCUACAGGUCCACGCCAGACUCCGCCCACUCAGUUGGUGGAAACUCGUCCCAGAGCAGCUCCCCGAGCUCCAGCGUGCCAAACUCGCCGGCGAGCUCCGGCCACAUCCGGCCCAGCUCCCUGCACGGCCUCGCCCCGAAGCUCCAGCGCCAGUACCGCUCCCCCCGACGCAAGUCUGCCGGGAACAUCCCCCUCUCCCCCCUGGCCCGGACGCCUUCGCCCACCCCUCAGAGCUCCUCGCCUCAGCGCUCGCCCUCCCCUCUGCCCAGCCACGCGCUGGCGCAGUCUGCGGUGGGCCAGUCGUUCCCCGUGAAGCUGCACUCCUCCCCUCCCCUGGUGAGGCAGAUAUCCAGGCCCAAGAGCGCGGAGCCGCCGCGCUCUCCGCUCCUCAAGCGGGUGCAGUCUGCUGAGAAACUGGCCUCCUCGCUCUCCAACCCCCCCUCGUCUCCCUCUGGCGGGGCGGCAGGGGGGGCCACCUCGGGGAGCCGGAAACACAGUCUGGACAUCUCGCAUUCUGAGUUCAAGAAGGAGAUUCUGCAGAGAGAACCGAGCCUACAGAGCCUUCAGGAGUCAGCCAGCGAGGGUCUGCUGUCCUCAGCGGGACGCAGCGUGGAGACGGGCAGCCUGCAGAAACACUCCGCCUCAUCCAGGAAGCUAGGACGUCAGGAAGGGGACGGCGGCCUCAGCGCCGUGUCGGGCUCGCUGGGCCUGGCCCCCGGGAAGAGCAAGCUGAAGGACAAACUGUCCGCGAUCCGCCAGGACAGGGCCGAGCGGAGGGAGUCGCUCCAGAAGCAGGACGCCAUCCACGAGGUCGAUUCGUCUGAGGACGAGACGGACGAGGGCUCAGAGGACAGCCAGGACGGACGCAGGGGGGCGACCUUCACUCCUCCUCCCCUGCUGAGGCCCACCACAGUGAGAACGGGCCCCGGAGGCACCCUGCCCUCCCUCUGCCUCUCCCCCUCCGUCCCUCAUGCCACCUUCACCCACACAGGGCCCAGCCAGUUAGGCAGGCCCACUCCCAUACACACCCUCCCCUCUCUGGCAGAAACGAAGCCUGAUCAGAGCUCCCCUUGUCGGGGGGGGAAAGAUCCACGGUCUUCUUCAGCAGAAGCAAAACAAGAGGCGAAGGUUCUAGAACCGAGUGGCACCACGAAACCCACUCAGGGCUCCCUUCCCUUCUCCACCCCAGGCAGUGCGUUCAUCUCCGUCAGCAAGGAGACUUUCCUCCAGCCAGCUCCUCCUCUGGAUACAAAGAGCCUCGGGGGACAGACGGCACCGUCAGAGCCCAGGGCCGAGCACCCAAGCCUGGGCAGCCCUAGAACCAGAGGCCCGUCUGCCGAGUGCAGAACCAGCCCAAAUUGCUCCAGAGCGGCCGCCGGUCCUACCGACUGCCAGACUCCAGACGGGCCAGAGACGCCCCGCGCCUCCUGCUCCUCCCCGGGCAUCCCCAAGGAGAGGAAAGAGGCCGACAACCGGAGACUUUGCGCUGCGGCGGCGGCGAGCCUUAACGCGUCACCCUCGCUCACGUCGGGCUCCGCCUCCAGUUUCAGCUUCAGCCCCCCGGUUCCGGCCCCUGGGAGCGCCGUGGAGAAGGUUGUGUCCCAGCUUGCGACAGUCGCUAAGAGCGUUCUGAGUCCCGCCAAACUGAGCACCGCCGCAGACAAGAGCCAGAAGCAGCAGACACAAUCGGUAGGCGGCACCGCGGCGGUCACACCAACUGGCGCCUCCUCCUUCUCCUCCAAACAGCCCCCGGCCGCUCAGGCACCUCCCCUCCCGGAGUGCCAAACAAGACAGGAAACUGAGCCUGAAGUUGCUUCACCGACGUCGUCCAAAGCCUCGAUACAAAAAGACUUUGCAGCCCUACCGCCGUCAGCCCGCAAGGACCCCCCCGAAAGGCCCCCUUCAGGGUCUGCGCGCGCGGACAGCGCCGCCGCGUCUGCGUCCGCCCAGCGGCCGGUCGUGGCAGCCGCUCAGCCCGCCCUCAGCACGCACGCCAGCUCCUCUGCAGCCUCCGAACCACAGCGCAAGACGUGCACAGCUGCCAACGCCGCGCAACAAGACAAAGCAACCAGCAAGAAGACGUAGCAGCAAAAAGCACCGGAAAAGAAUGUACAUAUCGCGCCGCCUUGAGGUUUAUAAGUCACACAAACACUGCAUGUUUGGAUGAAAACAUACAGGUAACUCGGCACUAAUCAAAGACUUUCAAAGCAAAAGGAAGGCAGAGCUACAACAAGCAAAGACACAUGUUUUCCUUGUUCCAUUCCAGAUGUUCUGUCCUCAUGUUGUUGUGAGUUAUGUUGGUGUCCUGAUUUCAGACUAAGCCAAUGGAGGUUGUCGUUUUAUUUUUUUCUCCUUGUUUAAAAAAAAGGUCUGGGGCUGGAAAUAAAGGGCUCAGCGGUCCGUGCACAUCCCGUAUCCAAAGCAGACACUUCACGCACACCUUUCUUGCUGACGAUCCCGCUUGUGCUGCCUCAUUACCCGCACUCAUGUUCCUCUAACAGAUCAGGGGGUGCCUUGUUGAACACACACGUUUCCUCCCCACGCACAACAGUUUGGCAGAAGAUUGUACCUCAGCAAUAAAGUGCAGCGUAUGAUUAUCAUUCUGUGUAAAACGCAUUACAUAGUUUUUAAUUGGACUAAAUCUGCAAAGUCAACGCAGCAGCCGGCUAACUAGGCCAAACUCAAUUCCCCUCUUCCAUGUAGUCCCUGCUGAUCUGACGGGGCCGGCUUGCAGACGGGGAGAUGAAUUCCCUGAGUUCUGAUCCCAGACCCGGUUCAGUGAUUUGAAGAGGCUCCGUGGAAUGUCAGUGCUGGAUUAGAUUACAGUGUUUGUGUUGAUUUAUCAAGUCUAAACUUCUGACUGAAUCUGCAGUUCAAUGCUUAACUCCUCGCCCUCCUGUGUGUUGUGUGUUGGGCUGCAUCACACUUUCCCUCGUGUCUGAAUGUAUCUCCUGAAGGCCCAUUGACACUGCUCUCUGAACGUAUCCGUGACAACUGAUACAUGAAUCUAAACUAGAACUUUCCCGUAUCUCAGUUACCGGGUUUAACUUGAAAUGAAGCCAACGGUCUAAAUGCACAGCUGAUGUCACACGCCUCAAAGCUUCGCCAACAUUCAGCGGUAGAAUCCGAGCUGAGCGUGCUCAGAGCGACUGGUCGUUUUCAAAACAUUGUUUUGGACGACCGCCGCCUUUUUAUUUCGAGCUCCAUCAGCCUCUGAGGGCUGCUGUAGUUGUAUUUUGGUGUCUGGACCAAUAUGUUUUUUUUGCCUCCGAUCCUGUAAAGAUCCUUUGUGCGAUUCUGCGUGUGCGUGAGACUAUGUGGAAAGUGCAUGGUUAUGUCUGUAUACACAAACAUAUAUAUAUAUAUAGAUAUAUAUAUAUAUACACCCAAUAUACACAUAUUUGUAUAGUACCAGUCAAAGGUUUGGACACAAUUCAAUGAGAAAGUGUGUCCAGAUGUUUGACUGGUACUGUGCAUAGGAUAUUUAAAGUUCUGUUGUGCAUCUGUUUUAUACCCUGUGUGAGUGUUUGUGCGUGGGUUUGUCUGUGUGUGUUUUAUGAUUAGCUUUGUUCAGGACACCCUGCUACCUGUGUGCGUGUCUCUGUCGGCCUUUGCACAAAUCUUUUAUCUCAUUUGUCAAAUGAGUUGCAGCUUAAUUCUGCUUUGCUGGGGAAAAUCUCAGUUUUGUUUUUUUGUUUUUCUUGGAUAUACCACCUUCUCUGAUUCCUGCUGGACAUUUGAAAGCAAGAAAAGGCAUUUGUUUAGUUUGUUUCUUUUGGCUUGUUAGACAUUCUUCAGAAAAUCACCUUUCAUUGAAUACCCGCCCAGCCCAACCCUGGUGGGUCCACGCGGGAACGUAUUCCCAGAAGCUGGACGUCCCCCUCGUGAAUUUUAGAUGAGCUUAUCCUGCUUGAGUGUUCUGUGUUUUUACUGGACUCGCGUGCUCACUGAUUUCCGUUCAGUCCAGAGCUUUCUGGCUCAGUUUAAAGGACACUGUUGAACUGACGUCAACACUGACUGUGGCAAUCUCUGUAAUAUGUUUACAUGUUCUUGUUUGAUAUCUACGUCUUGUUUCGUCAUUGGAACGCGUUGCCCGUAGCAAUCAAACCUCCCGUGACCGGCUGUGAUAAUUACCAACGUGACCCCUGACCCUACAUGUGGCCUGUUGAUGGUCUCCAGCCACGGAGGUCAGCUGUGAUGGAGGACGUGCAGAAAGGAGGAAGAUUCCGCGCACGUGCGUCCAGAUCAUCUGCGCUCCUGUGCAUGCAGCAGUGCUCUAACAGGUGUGUGUCUGUGGAACCCAGCAGAGGCGCUCCCAUAUUCCUGCAGCGCGCGGUGGGCCGAAGGAGGCGGUCAGAGAACCGACCACGUUGGACACCAAACAAACUUUUUGUUCUUAAUGAAAUGAGACGAGAGGGAGCAGAAACUGGCCCGUCACAUUUAAGGGCAACUGAUUCUUAAGCACUUAAGAAGCUUUAGAGCAAUCAACGACAGACUUCUGGGCAACGUUUUGACUUUAGGCGUGAAAUUCUGUCCGAUUUGACUUUGAUGGUUGCUGGCUGGUUUUGUUACUACGGCGAUAACAUGAGGGGAUUUUAUGAACUCCAGGGUCAAUGAAUCUUGUGUCUGUAGUGGAUUCAGAUUCGAUGACUUGGUAUCCAAAAUGAAACUACGAAUCUUCAAAGCAUCUUGGUUCAGUUAACCAGCAAAUUAAAGAGAUUAUAAUAUUUUGCGCUUUGUGCUUAUUACAAAGUGAAAUCCAAAAAUCAUUUUUUUUGUUCUUAACAUUGGUCCUGCUAAGGUUUUAGUUAUUUGAGCUUAUUACAGACGUGUGUGUGUGUGUGUGUGUGUGUGUGUGUGUGUGUGUGUGUGUGUGUGUGUGUGUGUGUGUGUGUGUGUGUGUGUAUGUGUGUGUGUGUGUGUGGAUGCGUUACAAAAGAGGUAUUCCUUGAUAAGUUACAAACACAUCUCCAUGACAUCAUUAUAUCACCCAAGUAUCUGUGCCUGGUUGGUAGUUGCUUAAUUAUUUUUCCCUCUGAGCUGUCAAACCUGGCUAAUUAAUUCCAGGCGGGUUUAUUAAGCUCUGUGAUUUAGUUCACACUCAAUAGUUUUGCCUCCAAAAAUCUUUCAGUUGGAGCUGCGAUGGACACUUUGCUCUCUGCAGGCUGUCCGACUUUGUGUUUUGCAUUCUGAUUAAACGCCGCUGUCGACUGCAGCUGUAGUUUAGAUUUUCUGUAUGUAAUUUGAACCUACACACACACACACACACACACACACACACACACACAGUCGCCAGUCCAUCUGCUCUCAGCUGGCUGCUGUUAGUGCUACACGGCCAGCUUCCCCACACACACACACACACACACAGAUCAAUACUGUCAUCUAAUGUAGUGCUGCCAGUUUCUCCAUCUCCACUGCAUUUAUAAACACACACACACACACACACACACACGCACUUUCUCCCGCGUGUAAAGAUGAUGGUCCAGCCAUCUGCUGGAAAGUGAGGCACGUGUCGGGUUCCCUGGUGGAGUCAUUAAUCUCAGGCCCUGAGUCUGUUGACCGCACACACACACACACACACACACCGUGUCAGGUUGGCCUACACAAACACUACCCAUACUCCCUCCGUCCCGUCCCGGUCGGUUCAGCAGUUACACGGUUUGCAGUUUGUUUGACCUCCAGCCAGUGUUUACCCAUCAUGCACUUCUGCUGCUCCGUGGCAGAGGCCCACAAACCAGACGCGUCGCUGGGAAAGUUUGUCGGCCAGCUGGGAAGUGGAAUAGCAAGCUGGGAUUUGAGAGCAUGUGUGAGGAAUUGUGCCACCGGCUGGUGGCUCGUCAGAAACAUCCGUGCCGAUGCAACGCGCACGUUUCCAUACUGACACGUGGUCACUUCACGUGAACGCUUUUUGACAUUCAACCAAGUUAAGAAAUCAUUUGAUAUACACAAUCAUCGCUGAACCCUUUUUUUGAAAUAUAUUUAAAAUCAGAAACCAUCUGGUGAAAAGAAUAAGCACCUUAUCAUUUGGCCCCAGCUUCCCGCUCCUGAAAGUUAAUAAUACUCAAAGGCAGCGGUGCAUUUUAUGAAGACUUCCAUUGUUAUCUUACUGUUUUCACAAGGUAGUUUUGACUUUUAUGACUUUUCAUAUUGGUGAUUGUUGAGAAAAAUGCUGUGGCAAACCCUCCACCCGAAAGUCUCAACUUACUUUCGUUUGAGCGUGGACCAAAUCAGAAUCUGAGCCUGUGAACUCGUGCAGAAGAGUCUCUCCCUGCCUGCUAACGGGUACGGAACGGUGUCCUGUGGAUUGAUGGAAGCAUCUGCUGUGGUUUUGUCUCUGACGAGCUUCUGUGCACCUCUGACUCGGAUCACGUAGAGAAACCAGCUCAGAGGAGCAUGUGACGUUGGGUAUGACGAGGUGAAGCCUCGUUACCACACACACACACACACACACACACACACACGGGCGUUCUGAUCCACGUUACAUGAGAUUCAGUGAUGUUUUAAUGUGCACAGUUUGCAUCUGUCUGACGGGGACUGGACUCCUACAGUCAAAGGCAGUGUUUGGGGUUUGUCUUUAAAGAGCGAUUAUGAGGAGGAGGCGGCACAAAGACCGGAAAAGCAUUGCUAGAGUAAAACCAGUGCAAUAUCUUUUUAUUUUUUAUUGUGGUAAAAGCAUGUUGUUGUCAAUCUUACCUUACAACAAUAAUAAAGGUUUUUUUAUGUAA
Molecule: messenger RNA, 11368 nt
Organism: Gasterosteus aculeatus aculeatus (three-spined stickleback)
Lineage: Eukaryota; Metazoa; Chordata; Actinopteri; Perciformes; Gasterosteidae
Gene: mast2
Product: microtubule associated serine/threonine kinase 2
Biological process (GO): cytoskeleton organization; peptidyl-serine phosphorylation; intracellular signal transduction
Cellular component (GO): microtubule cytoskeleton
Molecular function (GO): protein serine/threonine kinase activity; ATP binding; protein binding
Source: RefSeq, a predicted model, not a curated record